Molecule: messenger RNA, 744 nt
Organism: Penaeus vannamei (Pacific white shrimp)
Lineage: Eukaryota; Metazoa; Arthropoda; Malacostraca; Decapoda; Penaeidae
Source: RefSeq, a predicted model, not a curated record
AUGCUCCAUAUCGAAGCCGAAGAUAGCACGAAGCAAAGCGAAGCUCUAUUUCGAAGCCACGAAGCUCUAUUUCGAAGCCACGAAACUCCAGUUCGAACCCCCAAACCUUCCCUUCGAAGCCCCAAACCAUCCAAAAAAGCUCCAGACGCCAGGAAAGUCAACAAACCCGCGUCGCCAAGGAUUCACCCCUGGGAGGACCUAACCCGAAGGCCGUUCCUCGAAGGGGGUGGCUGGGCGCCCCUGAGGAAUGGACAGGAUGCCUCUCACGCCCAAAACUUCAUGAGCGCCCACCAUGCCCGGCCAGGUCCGGCAGUCGCCCCCCUCGCCCCCAUCAUCCUCCCCGCCCCAUACACCACGGACCCCGCCCACCGCCCACACCACCCCGCCCACGCCUCGCCCAUCAUCUACUACAUCCAGCUCCCACCCAGCGGCGAGGACCUGCACGGGGCGGCGCUGUCUCCCCUCGUCAUGCAGCCCUUCGGAGAAAGCGGGAUUCCCAUUCCAGGCCCCUACGGCGAACCCCUGAGCGAAGCCCUCAACUACUUGACGAAGAAGCUGAUCAUGACAUUCGAAGUCGUCCUCGGGGGUAUGCUCUUCUUCCUCGGGGCUUCUGCGGGCGCGGUGCUGGCCAAGGUGCUCCUCGAGGACGUGGUCGAGAGGGAGGUGCUGUCCCAGGCCUUCGGGGGAUACGGGGUCAUGGAACUCGUCAUGAAGUCCGUCGAUAUGUACGAGCAGUUCACGUGA